Molecule: messenger RNA, 948 nt
Organism: Aspergillus affinis
Lineage: Eukaryota; Fungi; Ascomycota; Eurotiomycetes; Eurotiales; Aspergillaceae
Product: nicotinate-nucleotide diphosphorylase (carboxylating)
Exons: 3
Coding region: 1-948 (315 amino acids)
Biological process (GO): NAD+ biosynthetic process; quinolinate catabolic process
Cellular component (GO): cytoplasm
Molecular function (GO): nicotinate-nucleotide diphosphorylase (carboxylating) activity
Source: RefSeq, a predicted model, not a curated record
AUGGCUUCUCAGUACGGCGACCUGCGGCACCUGCUGCCACUCAACUACAAGAGCCUGAUCACCUCCUGGCUGGAGGAGGACUGUCCGAGCUUCGAUUAUGGCGGCUUCGUCGUGGGGGAAUCACAAGGAGAGGCUCGUCUGCUGGGGAAAAGCAAGGGUAUCGUGGCCGGGGUGCCUUUUUUCGAAGAAGUCUUUUCCCAAUUAGGAUGCACAGUGGAAUGGCACAUCCAAGAAGGCCAACCCAUCUCCGCCAACACCGACGUCACCCACUGCGCCACCGUCCGCGGUCCCAUCCGCAAGAUCCUCCUUGGCGAGCGCGUUGCCCUGAACAUCCUCGCCCGCUGCUCCGGCAUCGCCACUAAGAGCGCCUCGCUCGUCUCCGCCCUUCGCUCCCACGGCUGGACCGGUACCCUGGCCGGCACCCGCAAAACCACCCCGGGCUUCCGCGUCGUCGAGAAAUACGGCAUCCUUAUCGGUGGCGCCGAUCCGCAUCGCCACGACCUUAGCCAUAUGACCAUGCUUAAGGAUAACCACGUCUGGGCCUGUGCGAACAACUCGGCUGCGAGUGAUGGCGGCGCCGGUACGGAGUCGGUGGCUGCGGCAAUCCCGCGCGCGGUGCGGGCGGCGAAGGCGGCCGGUGGCUUCGCGACGAAGGUCGAGGUCGAGUGUCGCAGCUUAGAGGAGGCGAAUGCGGCGAUCGGGGCGGGGGCGGAUGUUAUUAUGCUGGAUAAUUUCACGCCUGAGGGCGUGCGCGACGCUGCGAGGCAGCUCAAGCAGCAGAAUGCGGCGAACGGCGGCAAGCAUUCCUUCCUGAUUGAAGUCAGUGGCGGGUUGAAUGAGAGCAAUGCCGCUUCGUACGCUUGUCCGGACGUGGAUAUUAUCUCGACAAGUUCUAUCCACCAGGGCACGGGGAUCGUGGACUUCUCUCUCAAGGUUUCGCUGCGGUGA